This is a messenger RNA of Marasmius oreades (fairy-ring Marasmius), 552 nucleotides long. RefSeq lists its product as uncharacterized. NCBI's taxonomy places the organism in Eukaryota, Fungi, Basidiomycota, Agaricomycetes, Agaricales, Marasmiaceae. Bases 1 to 552 code for a protein of 183 amino acids. The transcript is spliced from 2 exons. The record is from RefSeq and is a predicted model, not a curated record.
AUGUCGAAAUCCAAAGAAAACAAUCUUCCUCCAAAACGCGAUGGUCACAAAGGCACUCGACCUGUCAAACCUCCCCUCCAUUCUACACGUCUCCACAAGUUCAUCUACAUUCUCGUCCUGCUCUCCACCAUUAUGACUGCCUACUAUUCCUAUCGACUUCUCCAGUGGAAGACCAACGUCGGUGGCUGGUGGAAUUUGGCGGUAGGGAGGAAACCUGCUCAGGUUAUGCAUGACUCCAGCGGUCAGCCGCAACGUGAACGUGCAGGUCGCGAGAACGAAAGCGUCGAAGACAGAAUAAAUGCCCUCGCACAGGCACUUGGAAUGCCUCCGAAAGAUCUUGCACAAGCAAUCGCAGGUGCAGUGAGGGAGUAUGUUCCUCCUGCCAGUUUAUCGUCCAUCCGCGCAAAAGAGACUACUGGUCCCGCCGUGGAUGUAUUGUUGGGCGAGAAGGCGGCACCCGAGGGCUCAGAGGGGCAUGGAAAGGCAGAAGGUGGCGCUAACUCUGGAACCGGUGGAGUAAUGGACAGUUUCGUUGGUUUCGACGAGCCGUAG